Molecule: messenger RNA, 4254 nt
Organism: Penicillium canariense
Lineage: Eukaryota; Fungi; Ascomycota; Eurotiomycetes; Eurotiales; Aspergillaceae
Product: abc multidrug transporter protein
Exons: 2
Coding region: 1-4254 (1417 amino acids)
Biological process (GO): transmembrane transport
Cellular component (GO): membrane
Molecular function (GO): ATP binding; ABC-type transporter activity; ATP hydrolysis activity
Source: RefSeq, a predicted model, not a curated record
AUGAGUGAAGAAAAUGCCAAGGCGGUGCCCAGCGAUGCGCCGAGCACUACGCCCAGCACUGUGGUGCCACGGGUGGGCUUACUGGGACGGCUAAUUGGAAGCUCGCGAAAAGGAGGUAUCCCGAUUCCCCAGCAUCGCGAGCCAUCACCCGAAUACCAUGCUGGCAUCUUGAGCCGGCUGACCUUCUCAUGGAUGUCAUCUCUCAUGUUCAAGGGCUACACUCGGCCCUUGGAAGUCAACGAUAUCUGGCUAGUGAAUCCCGAUCGGACGACGCAUAAGCUCGCCGCGGAGCUCAAAGUCAACUUUCAGAGCAACAUCGAUCGCAAGUCCAAGCGACCGCUCCUGAGGGCGAUAUGGCAGACAUUCCGGAAAGAUGCCAUCAUCGGCGCAGCGGCGGCAUUUCUCUCCAGUUCUUGCCAAGUCAUCAUGCCACUUGUCGUCAAGUAUAUCAUCACAUUUGCUGAGGAAGCAUACUACGGGCGCGAACCCCCCAUCGGCAGGGGAGUCGGUCUUGUCAUUUGUCUGACCUGUCUGCAAGUGCUCGCUAGUUUUGGAAAUGCCCACAUGUUCUACCGCGGGAUGAUGAUGGGCGCUCAGACACGAUGUGCCCUCAUCUCAAUCAUCUUCGACAAGGCAAUGACAAUUUCCGGGCGCGCCAAGGUGGGUAAUGCCGCACUGGAACCGGUCCCCGCCAACAUCACGCCAGGGAGCGACGAGGAAAGAGAUCACUUUGCACGCCAACUGGAGAAGGACCCCAAAGGGAACCAAAAGGACAAUACGCCGCGCAGCAGCGCCUGGCCCAGUGGGCGAAUCAUCAACAUCAUGUCUGUCGACACGUACAGAAUUGACCAGGCCUGCGGUUGGUUCCACGUCGCUUGGUCCAACGUGCUCGGUAUUAUCGUCACAAUUGUGCUUCUCCUACUGAACUUGUCCUAUUCCGCCUUGCCCGGUAUUGGCAUCUUUGUUUUAUCACUACCAAUCUCCAUGGUGGGCAUGUUAGCCAUGUUCAGGCAGCGCAAGGUCAUCAACAAGACCACUGAUGAGCGAAUCACUAUAACACAGGACCUACUGUCGACUAUCCGCUUUGUCAAGUAUUAUGCCUGGGAGGGUGACUUCCUUCAGCGCCUGGCGAGGAUGCGCAAGAAGGAGAUUGGAGGAAUCCGUCGGAUCUUGGCGAUUCGCAACGGCUUGAACACGUUUGGCACGACAACUCCUGUGCUCGCCGCGAUAGUGGCUUUCAUUGUGUAUUUCAAAACUCAGAAUAACCUGAGCCCUGCUUCAGUGUUCUCAUCACUUGCUUUGUUCAACCAGUUACGAAUGCCACUGAUGUUCGUUCCCUUCAUUCUUGCCAUGAUUGCCGACGCACUCCAGUCUAUCGACCGAAUUGAGGAAUUCCUGGAGGCCGAAGACGGCCCAGUGGGGAAGGCCUCGCCGAAAUCAACGCACAUUUCCAUAACUAUGAAGGAUGCAGCAUUCACCUGGGAACAAAGCACGCCUCCCGAUCCAAAUGAGCGUCUUCGUACUACAGAGUUGACUGAAGACGAGAUGAGGGACAUGAAACUGGACAACAAAGAUGGCAAGAAAGGAGCGAAGAAGACCAAAAAGGGAGUGAAAGACUCCCAAAAGAAAGAAAAAGCCCAUUCUACGCCCUCUGAGAUUACCGAGGAGGAAACGACCCCGCCCGACACGCCACCAUUUUCUAUGCAUGGAAUUAACUUGCACAUCGAAGGGCCUGAGCUCAUUGGGAUUAUCGGCACUGUGGGCUCUGGAAAAUCAUCGCUGCUCUCGGCCGUCGCCGGGGAGAUGCGACGGACUGCAGGCGAAUUUACGACCGAAGGCAGACGAGCGCUUUGCGCCCAAGUUCCUUGGAUCCAGAGCACCACCAUCAGGGAGAACAUUACUUUUGGUCAGGAGUUUGAUCAGGCCAAGUAUGAUGCCGUCAUCGAUGCCUGUGCCCUCCAACCGGACCUCAGUAUCCUUCCACAUGGCAGCUUCACCGAGAUUGGCGAGAAGGGAAUCAACCUGUCAGGAGGACAGAAGCAUCGUGUUAGUCUAGCCAGGGCCAUAUACUUUGACCCAGACAUCAUUAUUCUCGACGACCCCUUGGCCGCAGUCGAUGCCGAGACCGGUGGCCAUUUAAUGGAGCAUGCCAUCUGCGGCCUUUUGAAGGACACAUGCAGACUGCUAGCCACUCACCAGGUGCAAUUACUCCAUCGCUGCGACCGAAUAAUUGUCAUGGAUAACGGAAGGAUCAUGGCAUGCGACACGUUGGACAAUUUGAUGAAGCGAAACGACGUCUCGAUGCGUAUCCUACAGACAGUACAGAUGGGUGUCGAACGCGAAAGUGCCGAUAUUGACGCGUCUCGAGACACCAUCAACAAGCCCGGAGCGCUGGAGGUCAAGUCAGAAGAUGCGAUCAUGCAAGAAGAGGACCGCCAGGUCAAGGGUAUAUCCUGGGAAGUUUAUAAGGCUUACGCUAGCUCGAUGGGAUCCAUGCUAGUUCCCAUCUUUGUACUGGCAACUCUGAUGGCCUACCAGGCGUGUAAUAUUGUCACUGGUUUGUGGCUGGCUUGGUGGUCGAGUGAUGAAUACAGCUUGGGCACUAAUUCAUACAUCGGUAUCUACGUUGCUCUUGGAGUGGCGCAGAGUCUUCUGCAAUUUGUAUCGAUGCUUGCAUUGUCUACUUAUGGAACCGAGGCGAGUAAGAGGAUGUAUCAGCAAGCCACGAAGAAUCUUAUGCACGCUCCGGUGGCCUUCUUCGACACCACACCCGUGGGCCGCAUCAUGAACCGCUUCUCCAAGGACGUCGACGUUAUGGACAACAACCUAUCCGAAUCGGUCCGUAUGGCAGCGACAACUCUUCUCACUGUCCUAUCCAUCGUGGGACUCACAGUGUCAUACUUUUACUACUUCGCCAUUGCCUUGGUGCCGGUGCUGCUGAUCUACGCAUUUGCAUCCAGCUACUACCGAGCGUCAGCCCGGGAAAUCAAGCGCAUCGAGGGUAUGCUUCGCAGCCCGGUAUUUGCACUCUUCAGCGAAGCAGUUUCAGGCACAAUAACCUUGCGUGCUUACGGAGAGACUGGAAAUUUCUCGAGUAGAAUUGUUUCCGCAAUCGAUGAUAUGGCCUCUGCGUACUACCUCACUUGUGCAAACCAGAGGUGGUUAAGUCUCCGUGUCGACAUCGUUGGCAUCGUCUUCCUCCUGGUGACAGGAAUGCUGGUCAUAACCAAUAAGUUUAAUGUUUCACCGAGCAUCAGCGGCCUUGUGCUCUCUUAUCUAGUCUCGAUCACACAGACACUGCUCUUCUCAGUGCGACAAGUGGCCGAAGUGGAGAAUAGCAUGACCUGCGUGGAGCGAAUCCACUACUACUCCAAUCACAUACCCCAGGAGGCUUCAGAUGAAUCAUCUACCACCAAAGUGGAAGAGAACUGGCCUGCCAAAGGCGAGAUCAUCUUCAAGGGCGUUCAAGCGCGUUACCGCCCCGCCCUGCCGCUCGUUAUCCACGAUCUGAACCUACACGUUCGCCCAGGUGAGAGAUUGGGCGUUGCAGGCCGCACCGGGGCUGGGAAGUCUAGCAUCAUGGCAGUCUUGUUCCGCAUAGUGGAACCGUCCGCCGGUUCAAUUACUAUCGAUGGAGUGGACGUCUCGGGGGUGCGCUUGCAUGAUCUCAGAUCGCGCAUGUCAAUUGUUCCCCAGGAUGCCACCGUGGUCCGUGGCACAGUACGCUCCAAUCUCGACCCUUUUCAUAAGAAAUCGGAUGAGGAGCUGUGGGAGGCACUCCAGCGGUCACAUCUCACGGCUACGCCUCGCAAUGAUCAGGCCAGUCAGAAUCCUAGUACUGGUAGUACCAUCACAUUGGACACAGUACUGGAACCAGAGGGUUCCAAUCUAUCACAUGGCCAGCGGCAGCUGCUGGCGCUGGCACGUGCUCUCGUACGUGACUCGCAAAUUAUCGUCGCCGACGAGGCGACGAGCUCCGUCGACCUAGAGAGUGAUGCCGCCAUUCAGCACACCAUAGCCACCGCGUUUCGAGGUAAAACCUUGUUGUGCAUUGCACAUCGACUUCGGACAAUCAUCGGCUAUGAUCGUGUGUGUGUCAUGGAUGAGGGCCGUGUAGCUCAACUUGGUGAACCCCUGACUCUUUAUGACGAUGAAGAUGGCCGUUUCCGGAAGCUCUGUAACGAGAGUCGGAUCACCAGGGAUGAGGUGGUUGCAGCCACAGCUGCAGCUGCAGGGGCCAGGACGAAUAAAUAG